This is a messenger RNA of Scomber scombrus (Atlantic mackerel), 2982 nucleotides long. Its product is annotated as ephrin type-A receptor 4-A-like. Gene Ontology annotation, biological process: protein phosphorylation; cell surface receptor protein tyrosine kinase signaling pathway; axon guidance. NCBI's taxonomy places the organism in Eukaryota, Metazoa, Chordata, Actinopteri, Scombriformes, Scombridae. Gene Ontology annotation, molecular function: protein binding; transmembrane-ephrin receptor activity; ATP binding. Bases 1 to 2982 code for a protein of 993 amino acids. The transcript has 20 exons. Gene Ontology annotation, cellular component: plasma membrane; neuron projection. The record is from RefSeq and is a predicted model, not a curated record.
AUGGCUGCAAAUGUAUGGCGAAUAUCUUUUGCGUUCAUCUGGAUAAUUACAUUAGUUUCAUGUUCGAGGACGAGGAUUUAUCCACCAAAUGAAGUGACCCUGCUGGAUACCAGGACAGUGCCAGGAGAGCUGAAAUGGGCAGCCAGUCCCUCAGAGGGAGGGUGGGAAGAGGUGAGUAUCAUGGAUGAGAAGAACAUACCCAUCAGAACAUACCAGGUGUGUAACGUCUUAGAACCCAAUCAAAACAACUGGCUGAGAACUGACUGGAUCCCUCGGUCCGGCGCUCAGCGGGUCUACGUUGAAGUCAAGUUCACACUGAGAGACUGUAACAGCCUGCCAGGGGUCACUGGCACCUGCAAGGAGACAUUCAAUCUGUACUACCACGAGUCAAACGAAGACAGAGAGAGCUACAUCAAAGAGAGCAGCUUCAUUAAGGUGGACACUGUGGCAGCAGACGAGAGCUUCACCCAGGUGGACGUCGGAGACCGCGUCAUGAAACUGAACACUGAGGUGCGUGACGUAAAGGUCACAACCCGGAAGGGCUUCUACCUGGCCUUUCAGGAUGUUGGCGCUUGCAUCGCUUUGGUUUCUGUCAGAGUUUUCUACAAAACCUGCCCGCUCACCAUCCGUAACCUGGCAACCUUUCCCGACACAGUUACCGGGGCUGACACUUCAUCUUUAGUGGAGGUUAGAGGGUCUUGUGUCAACCAAUCAGAAGAGAGGGAAGAGCCUAAAAUGUACUGCGGAGCUGAUGGAGAGUGGUUGGUUCCUAUUGGUGGAUGUCUUUGUAACCCAGGAUACGAAGAGAAGGGCGGUGCAUGUAAAGCCUGUACUGCAGGUUUCUACAAGGCCAAGUCUUCAGAUGCAGGAUGCUUUAAGUGUCCUCCACAUAGCCACUCGCUGAGAGAUGGGGCGACUGUCUGUGACUGCCACACUGGAUACUUCCGCGCUGACACGGACCCUCCAUCCAUGGCUUGUACCCAACCGCCAUCAGCCCCACAGCAGCUGAUAUCAGUGGUGAACGAGACCUCUGUGGUCCUGGAGUGGAGCCCCCCUCACCGACUGGGAGGACGAAGCGACACCAGCUACGGCCUGGAGUGUCUCAUCUGUCAAACUGGGAGUCAGCUCUGCCUUCCCUGCGGCUCAGAUGUGCUCUUCUCUCCGGGACAGACAGGCCUGAGGACCAGCAGAGUGGUGGUUAGCGAGCUCAGGGCCCAUACCCACUACACCUUCAUCGUCCAUGCACUCAAUGGGAUCUCCCAGGCCAGUGGUGCAGGGGCAUCCCAGAGUGUGUCUGUCACCGUCACCACCAACCAAGCUGCUCCCUCUCCAGUGUCGUCCAUCCAAGCCACCGAUGUCACCAGGCAUAGCUUGUCAUUGUCGUGGCAACAGCCAGAUCGACCCAACGGGGUCAUCCUAGAAUACGAGGUCAAGUUCUAUGAAAAGGAUCAGAGAGAGAGGUCCUACCGCAUAAUGAGGACCUUCUCUCGAAAUAUCGAUGUCACGGGUCUCAACCCCCUUACUGUGUACGUGUUUCAUGUGCGUGCACGCACAGCUGCUGGAUAUGGAGAUUUCAGUGCCCCGUUUGAGUUCUCCACUAAUUCAGAUCCCUUCCCUCUGAUUGGAGAAGGAGUUAACUCGGCCUUCCUGUUGCUGUCUGUUAGCGGGGUUGGAAUAUUGCUGCUGAUAUCUGCAGCUGUCUUCAUCAUUAGCCGCAGGAGGAGCAAGUACGGUAAAACAAAACAGGACUCAGAGGAGGAGAAACAUCUUAACCCAGGAGUUAAAAUCUACGUGGACCCGUUCACCUAUGAAGAUCCCGAUCAGGCCAUCCACGAGUUUGCCAAAGAGAUUGAUGUUAGCAGUAUUCACAUCGAGAGAGUUAUUGGCAUGGGAGAGUUUGGGGAGGUGUGCAGUGGUCGGCUGCAUAUGCAGGGAAAGAGGGAGAUCUACGUGGCCAUCAAGAGUCUGAAGGCGGGAUUCUCUGACAAACAGAGGAGGGACUUCCUGUCUGAAGCCUCCAUCAUGGGACAGUUUGACCAUCCGAACAUCAUCAGGCUGGAGGGUGUUGUGACAAGAUGUAAGCCAUUGAUGAUCAUCACAGAAUACAUGGAAAAUGGAUCUCUGGAUGGUUUUCUUCGGAAACAUGACGGCCAGUUCACGGUAAUCCAGCUGGUUGGCAUGCUGCGUGGCAUCGCCUCGGGCAUGAAGUACCUGUCAGAUAUGAACUACGUUCACAGAGAUCUGGCCGCUCGAAACAUCCUGGUCAACAGCAACCUCGUGUGUAAGGUGUCUGACUUUGGUCUGAGUCGAGUUCUGGAGGACGACCCUGAGGCUGCCUACACUACAAGGGAGGCCAUUGGGACUUACCUUUCACCUGGAGGGAAGAUCCCCAUUAGAUGGACUGCACCCGAAGCCAUAACCUACAGGAAGUUCACCACGGCCAGUGAUGUGUGGAGUUACGGUAUCGUUAUGUGGGAGGUGGUUUCAUAUGGAGAGAGACCCUACUGGGACAUGAACAACCAGGACGUGAUUAAAGCGAUAGAGGAGGGCUACCGUUUGCCUGCUCCCAUGGACUGCCCUGUGGUUCUGCACCAGCUCAUGUUGGACUGCUGGGAGAGAGAGCGAGCAGACAGACCCACCUUUAGCCAGAUACUCAACAUGUUGGAUAAGCUCAUUCGUAACCCUGGGACUCUGCGCCGGAUAGGGGGGGACAGACCCACAGCCACUAUGUUGGAGCCAGAGGUGUGUGUGUCCGAGUGGUCGGUUUGUGAGUGGCUGCAGUCCAUCGGGUUGGAGAGGUACAGAGACACUCUGGCAGCAGCAGGAUACACCAGUCUCGACAGCCUACUGGCUCUCACACACCAGGAGAUGGACAGACUUGGAAUUAUCACACCAUCACACCAGGACAUACUAAUUGCUAGUGUGCAGCAGGAAAUGUUGUCUCAAAUGCAGCACAUGCAACACACAAUGGUUCCAGUCUGA